This is a messenger RNA of Schistosoma margrebowiei, 500 nucleotides long. The record is from the annotation of a GenBank genome assembly. NCBI's taxonomy places the organism in Eukaryota, Metazoa, Platyhelminthes, Trematoda, Strigeidida, Schistosomatidae.
CGAUAUUUUACAAACAAUUGAUAUUUUGGUGCAAUUUAGUAAGUUCGUUCUUUGUUAUAAAUUGUACCAUUUGUUUUUAUCAUUGUUUUUAUCGACUCACUUUUUUCUGUGACAUUCGCAUUAUAUUUGUGUAAUUUUUGAUCUUUACAAAUAUGUCUUUAAGUAACGAUACAGUAGAACUUUCACAAACGCCGUCCGUGAGGUCCAUUAAUGUAACUAUUCCUCCUUUUAAAGUCACAGAUCCUCAACUUUGGUUUACCAGGCUUGAACAUUACUUUGUAGCUAAUCGUGUUCAUACACAGCGAGAUAAAUUUGGCCACGCGAGCUCGCUACUUCCAGAUGAAGUAGCAGAUAAUGUACGAGAGAUUUUAAUCAAUCCAGACAUAGAAAAGCCAUACGACGCAUUAAAACAGGCAGUGAUUAAAGCCGUCUCAUUAAGCGACCGGCAAGCCAUCGAACAACUUCUCAGUCAAGUGCAGAUAGGAGAUAGGACUCCAUCG